UCGCCGGGGCUGUGGCGCGCCGUCUGCCGCUGCCACCUCAGCCGCGCUCGGUUCAGCCAGACGCCCUCUGCUUACUGCCCAGAGCUGACGGUCCCAGCACGCUCGCCGCCGCUGCCCUCACGACAGAUUCAUCCAUGAGCUCGGAUUUCCCACAUUACAACUUCAGGAUGCCUAAUAUUGGAUUCCAGAACCUGCCACUCAACAUAUAUAUUGUGGUUUUCGGCACUGCUAUAUUUGUCUUCAUCCUUAGUUUACUCUUCUGUUGCUACUUGAUUAGGCUAAGACAUCAAGCACACAAAGAAUUUUAUGCCUACAAACAGGUUAUAUUAAAAGAAAAAGUAAAAGAACUGAAUUUGCAUGAGCUCUGUGCAGUGUGUCUAGAAGACUUCAAGCCUCGAGACGAGUUGGGGAUCUGUCCGUGUAAGCAUGCCUUCCACAGAAAGUGCCUUAUUAAAUGGCUGGAAGUUCGCAAAGUAUGUCCACUGUGCAACAUGCCAGUUCUGCAGCUGGCCCAGUUGCACAGUAAGCAGGACCGUGGACCCCUACAGGGACCCCUCCCCGGGGCAGAGAACAUUGUAUAGCUCACCACAAGGAUCAAACUGUUGCAGGAUCUGGGAGGAGCAGAGCUGGGAGGAACAAAAGUGGUCUCUCUGUUGGCUGCUCUACCUAGGGCGCCAGCUGCUGCUUCCUUUGUCUCAUGAAGAACUCUCGGGCCAGCCAGGCUGGGAACCCAGACUUCUGGGUCUUGUGACAACCAAAGUGCUCUGACACUACCCCGUGCCAAGAGGAACGGAUGAGCCCGCGAUCUGGUUCAAGAAACCUCAUGAGGAUCUCUUGCUAACUCCAUUACAUUCUGUCUCCCAGACACUCAUCUCCACGCCAAGGUGAAUCUUUACCAACCAGAAGGGAAGACAAACGCAAGUGUUCCAGAGGGGAACUGAAGGCAGGUCUUUAAAGCCCCUACCCUCCCCGCCCCCACACACACACCCUGGGGACACAUGAGCUUCUCUGCAGACCCUGCACACCUUUGUAGCAGCAAACCCUCCCAGCAGCCUCUAAGCCAAGUGAAAACAGCGGUUACCUCAGCCCAAGCACAACCGGUUGCAAUGCUGGAGGCAGUGCCAACAAGGCUAUUCACAUUAUGUCCUUUGAUAAGGCCAUCUUGGCAACCCAGGGGCUUGGUUACAACAAAGCAGCAGUACCUGCCACCACUGAUUCUUCCUCAAGUUCACAUUUGCUUAUCAAAUCAUCUGAGCUAAAAACAGUAGAUGUGCUUGGAAAGGUCUGGUCAAAAGCCAUUUCCUCAUAUUUCCCUUCCUACUCACCAGUGAGGCACAGCCAAGCCACCAUCAGGAGCCCCAGCAGGGGAUGGGUCUCUGAGCCCAUGCUGUCCCUGUAUGACCCGAGGGCCCCAGGGUGCUGCCCACAUCCCCACAUAUACAAUGUGGCUCCAGUAUAGCUGCUAGUCUUGGCCCACUGCCCCCGUAGGAAGCUGCUGUGAGCCCUUCACAUGGCUCCUAGAAGGAGCAUCUCUCUGAUAAUGGCCAGUCCUCCUGGCCUUGCUGAGCUGAGGAGGAUGCUAACCCCUUGCCUCUCCCUGUCCUGCCCUCUGUUCUCUUCCCUCCCUUCCCUUCCCUAUCUCUGUUUCUCCUCAAGAGAAAAUGCCUGUCGUUGACAUUUUAACUAUUUAAAGCAUCCCAGAUAAGAUCCCUAUGGAAUUCUGAAGCCAGGGAUGCACUUGCAAUUGUAAAUAGUUUUCAGGAAGCUCCUGCAGGGCUAUUCAUCCUUGGCGUGUGCCUCAGUAUUCAGACUUAACGAUAAGUGACUGUCGUUAUAGGAGAAAAACGCAUGCUGCUCUUUGGUUCUAUCUUACUUUUCUAGAAAUGACUCAGAGUCUAGCAGGAUUCAUGACUACUUUAUAAGUUCACUAUGUGAAGCAGCACUGGGUCAGACAGAAAGUUCUUUUCCACAGCCCUGCUCUCCACCUCCUUCCAUCAUAGAGGUGGACUCCUCAUCAACAGCGCUGCCUCUGCUCCACCCCACAGGUGUGAAUAGGGGCAGUUUCUCAUUGGAAAUACAGCGUGUAUGACAUGGAGCAAGGGGGGAGGAAACUUUGUACUCUGUUCAUGGAAUGUCUCCAGGAAUAUUUUUGGAAUCCAGCCUCUACUGUCUUAGGAUGGGAAAGGGAACCUAUCCUUGGCUCAGAUGGCUGGGAUCAGAUGAGGAGGAAAAUUCCCACUACCCUAGAAAAGUGCUGGGCAGAAUCCAGUUUGGAAAAUUACAAAUCCAUUGGUCAGAAUUGGCUGUACCCUAUGUGACCUAUUUGUGGUAUGCCAACUGGACUGCUUCUUUAAACAGGGCAAGGAAAGUGUGGAAUAUUUUUAUAUGAAAGCCUUAUUAGCCUGUCUGGCACCCAUGAAAAGAACUAUUUGUACACUCUUACUUUCACCGUUUCUGCAUUCACUAUUUGUAGCACAGUAGAGUUGAAUGCUGGAAAGCAGUUUACAGUAAAAUGUUUUCAGUGACCAAUGUCAGAGGUAGGCUUGCUUCUGGACUUGCCUCACUAAUAGCCAACACUCACCAUUUUCAUGUAACAGCCUUGGGACAAAUGUCACAUCUUCGUUAUGGAGUUCCAAUGGGAAAAAGAAUUUUUCCCUUCAGAGGAGGAAUCUUGUGUUCUGUGCUUGCAAAUUAUUUUCAUCUCACAGCUUUCAUAGGAUUUCAGUUUGUCAGUACCAAGAAGACAGACUCAUGAAGUCCCUGUAUUUGUAGUAAUCUCAGCAUUUGUGAAUAUGGAGGGCUUUUAAAAACUCAGCUCUUCCACUAAGGUGGGGCUUGACACUGAAGUGGUUGUGUUCACUCUGCUAGUAGUCAUCUUCUCUUUCCUGGCUUAGUGUCCUACUGGAACAUGGCCAGUGUCACCUGGUCAGUGUCACUCAUGAGUUCUUAUGCCUCUUAACAACACAAGUGUUUGCGCCCCACAUCUAGGUCCUCCUCCAGUACUUAACUGGGCUGCACUGCUGUAACCAAGUGGCCAGGGUUUAACUUACAUCUUCCUUUAAUUGAUUAAAAUCAGUUUUGUGUGAGGGACAAGGUUAAAUCCCAUUAAGGAAGUUAAAGAUUCCUUAAUACUCUUUGAUCAGGCUCACACCUCACAGUGAGACAGUGAGGCUGCCCUGUCCAGAUCUAUUUCCAUGAGUUAUUCACCUUUUAUUAAUCUGUGUGAGGACUCUGGUCUGCUUUUGGGCUGCUGGCAGGUGACAUGGUUUUUUAACUUGGUCUUAACAUGUCUUAAGCAGCCCAGAGUUGGGUGUGGCUUGUGUACCAUGGGCUAGAGGAGCAGAACUUAGCCUCAACUCGACUCCACGGGUGGGUCAAUCAUUAUCUAGUUGUUACCAGGGGUACAGCUGAGUUCAGCUGGCUGCAGGAACAGGAAACAAAACCAGCCUGACCUGAUUCCUGGCUGAGGAGGUACAGAGAUUUGGUCAGGCCAAGAAAGUAGUGGUCAGAUAGGAGCAGGUGGCCCAUGGGGAGUUCUGGGCUGAGGGAUACUGAGGACCUCCCUUAAGAAAGAGCCUUUCUUUCCACAUCCCUAUUCCAAAGCCUAUCAUCUUCAUGGCCUGAUUCCACUCUAAGUUACUUUGAACAACUAUAGUAACUGUUUCUGAGAGGUUUUCUGGAAAUUAUAAAAUGGACACAGGGAGACAUCCCCAGAACGCUGGACAAAAAGCUGCUCAGGUUUUUUCAGUCACCCCCUUGCCACUCACUAGCCAUGUGCCUUUCUACUAGCCUCUCAAAGCCUGUUUCCUUAGCUGCUCACCCAGGAAUGUGUACUAAGAGUGCCCCCAUCAGCCCUUAUGGGGAUUGACUACCAUGUCUGGAGCCCAGCAGGCAGGCCUGGGGGGGUCAUAGGAGCUGGUGCUACUAGGUGACAUCAUCAUGCUGGCCACAUGGGACUCCCCUGUUCUGAUAGAAACCACCACAGCUGAGAGCCUCCUAAGAUUUAGUGCCUCAGUCACUUCCAUUUACCUUUGCCCGCUGUGCUCCUCAAUGUGGUUUCACUCAGUGCUGAAUAUUCCUUCUAAAUUCUUUGAAUAGGUAAUCCCUUCCACGUGGUUCACAAAUCAUAAAGUUAAGUCAUCCUCGCAUUCCCAGACUCCAGUAAGCCGUUUCCCACCCCUUGAGUACACACUAUUAGUUGGUUCCCUGUGAACCUUCCAGAGUUCGUUCAUGCAUAUACAACCAAGUACACAUACACAUACAUGUAUGUAGGUAUGUGUGUGUGUGUAUAUGUAUAUAUAUAUAUACACAGCUGACUCUUUUAACAACACAGGUUAGGGGUGCUGACACCCUGUAUGGCCUGCAUGUAACUUGACAGUCAGCUAUCCACAUCUGUGGUUCUGCAUCUGUGGAUUCAACCAACCUUGGACCGUGUAGAAUGUAUUUACUGAAAAAAAUCCAUGUGUAAGUAGACCUCAGUUCAAAUCCAUCUUGUUCAAGAAUCAACUCUAUGUGUGUAAUUUUUUUUCUUUUUCCACUUAUGUAAUACCAGACAAGUACUACUCAAGGACCAUUCCUAGUCAUGUGGGAAGACCCAUCCCAGAAGUCAGAAUAUCUAUAAAAGGUGAGCCCAGAAUUGGGGGAUAUUUUUGGAAUCACAUUCCUUUUGAAUAAGGCAUAUUUUCCACUGAUUGCAGCAUGAUGAAAUCUUCGUUUCCUAUACAAAUCGAACUACAGUCCCUCCCUGACCCUAAUCACAGAUGCCUAAAUAACAAGAGAGCACAACCUUUUUUUUUUUUUCCCCUCCUUUUUCUCCUUCCUCAAUGUGGGAUGUGGGAUCUAGUUCCCCGACCAGGAAUUGAACCCAGGCCCCCUUAGCAACUGGACCACCAGGGAAGUCCCCAGCCCGUGUCUGAGUCUGUGGCAGGACACUCCAGAGCAGCACAGGCUGCAGGCGCACCCCAGUCCCCAACCCAGUUUCCAGUAAGGACUGACAGCCCAGCAGUGACAUCUGGCUACAACUGUCACGGCUUCUUAGGCAAAGCUAUGUUUCUGAGGCAGGAGUUGGAGAAGCAGAAGGCUGAGCAGUUCUUUUUGUGGGGCAGAUGUCUCAAAUGUUGCUAAGCAAAUAGGUGGUCAGCUGCCUCAUGGCUCAAUGUCCAUGUUCAAGUUUCAUGAACCUAUUCCCUUUCCCUCCCCACUCUAUGCACACACUGAAAAGCAAAUGUUCCCACAGAAUCUUCUCGCCCAACAUUUUUUCCCAGUCAACGAGAAAUUACCCCACCAACAGUUUUUCUAAAAAGUUCAUUCUUCCCUCUGCAGGAGAUCAGAGUUAAAGCUACUUCCUCCAGGCAGCCCUUGGGGGGAGGGCCAGGGACCUGUGCCUCUUAUUCUUUACCCACCUCCCCAGUACCCUGCCACCCACAGCAGCAGCCCAGGGAUUCCCUGGAUUAAAAGUGUAACUUAAGCCGGUGACCAGAAACUUGGAAAGGAACUAUGUGUGAAACCACCUUCUAUCGAUGAACCUCUUUCAUUAUUAGUAUUUAGGAAUUUGAGCAAAGGAGAUGAAUGUGUCUAAAUUCUGAUGAAAUCUGCAGUUGAUAACUGGAAAAUGCUGGGCCACAUUCCUUUAGUAUAUAAGAUUAAUGAAGGCUCCCGUGUGCCACAGAAUGUGCUUCCAUUUAAUUGGAACAUGAGGAGGAAAAUAGAGGGGCUUAAUCAGUAAAUCUGUUAUUGUUCCAGUUCAGCUUCAGCGCCUGAAUUGUUGUUGCAAGAUGCAGAGUUUUAUUCCACUUUUAGACCAAGCACCAGCACAUAUGGCUUAUCACCCAGAGCUCACUUCUGUGGCUGGUCCCUGCUCCAGAGACACACACCUACCCAUGUCAAGGGCCUUGGCUAUACUUCGAUGAAGCCCCUUGCCGUUCCCUGAGCUAGUACAAGCCUGGAAAAUCUGCAUCUCGGGCCAGGUGCACACCAUCCCUCCAUCCAUCCUUCCCUCUAAGGCCUAGAACAGAAGAAUAAGACGGGGCUAGUGUUUCUUUCCUGAUGAUAGCUGUCUUCCAAGAAAGUGUUCCUGAACUGUCCUCUCUUGGUCUCUUGACAGAUCUUUGCCAGAAAGAGGGGAUAUUAGUCUUGUAGUUUUAAGCCCACUGGGGUUUAUUCACUAGAUAUUGUAUAACUCCUUCAAAAAAGAGUUUAUGAAACGCUGAGCCUCAGGUUUCAUAGACAUGUUUGUACACUAUGAAUUCUGCAGCAGAAUAUUUUUAAACAUUCGCCGUUUUUUUAUAAGCUAUAUAUUUUUGUAUAUUUAAUUGCUAUUUUAAAAUUUUAAUGCAUUUUGCUAAUUACUCGUUUAAAAAAUAAAACAUGCAUGUAAUUGACUUAAAUGUAAAUAAAAAGCAGAUUUUAAAAAUA
Dama dama (fallow deer) is the source of this 6414-nucleotide messenger RNA. It is a transcript of the gene RNF24, whose product is annotated as ring finger protein 24. The coding region runs from base 135 to 581 and encodes 148 amino acids. Gene Ontology annotation, cellular component: endomembrane system. NCBI's taxonomy places the organism in Eukaryota, Metazoa, Chordata, Mammalia, Artiodactyla, Cervidae. The transcript is spliced from 6 exons. Gene Ontology annotation, molecular function: zinc ion binding; ubiquitin protein ligase activity. The record is from RefSeq and is a predicted model, not a curated record.